AUGAGCGACCACGACGACGACAUGGAAGACGAAGACUUUGGUGGUGAAAACCUCGAAGAUGACGACCUGGAAGAAGAACGCCCAUCUCGCCCAUCAUCCGCUUCCAAACGCACAGGAGGAGCAGCAGCCUCAUCAGCAGCAGGAGCCCGUGAAUCCUUCAUCCCAGCCGACCGACGAGGCCUACGAGCAUGUCUCCUCUGCUCUAUAAUACAAAAGGAUAAAGAAUUCCGUCGUCAUGGGUGUCCCAACUGUGAAGAAGUACUCGCUAUGCGAGGAUCAGAUGAAAAAGUCGCUGAAUGCACGUCUACAAGAUUCGAGGGUAUGAUUGCCAUGCUGAAUCCCGAAAAGAGUUGGGUGGCGAGGUGGCAACGGGUGGAUAAAUUCACGAGGGGGCUGUAUGCCAUAAAGGUUAUUGGAGUGCUGCCUGAUGGGGUUGUGGAUGAUAUUGAAGCUGCUGGUAUCACUUAUAGUAGGCGUGACGGCACUGAAAUUGACUAA
Synchytrium microbalum is the source of this 498-nucleotide messenger RNA. RefSeq lists its product as uncharacterized. Gene Ontology annotation, molecular function: zinc ion binding; RNA polymerase II complex binding. Lineage: Eukaryota; Fungi; Chytridiomycota; Chytridiomycetes; Synchytriales; Synchytriaceae. The record is from RefSeq and is a predicted model, not a curated record. Bases 1 to 498 code for a protein of 165 amino acids. Gene Ontology annotation, biological process: regulation of transcription elongation by RNA polymerase II; mRNA processing; chromatin organization. Gene Ontology annotation, cellular component: nucleus; DSIF complex. The transcript has a single exon.